AUGCUAAGGAACGUUCUCAUCAUUUCUGAUGGAGGGCUCGUUCUCUUCUCCAAGGAGUUCUUCAACACUGUCUCUCAGCCCCGCCUCGUCGGUUCCCUCCUCACUGCCAUCCUUGAGUUCUCCACCAACAACGUCGGGGCUCCCGUCAGCUACCUAGAGUUCAGCACCAUCGCCGUCUCCAUCUGCUCCUCCAAAGGUCCUGAAGACGCCAAGCUCAUGCUUGAAAGACCGUCGACAGCCAGCAGCGGCAGCGCUUCCCCGGCUCCUCCUCACCUUUCCCGCCACAAGUCUGAGUUUCAUAAUCCUGUUGAGCGGCACGAGACUCCAUCAGCAACUCCCAAGCAGACGCCAAGGAGGAGCGGAGGAGGAUCGCUCAUCUGCGCGCUGUUCCAUGACGUGGAGGACGGGCCCGAGCUUGGACGGCUGAUCGCCGUGGAACUUCUCAGCUCCUUCCGGCGACAGUUCGGCGCGAGCCUAGCCAAGGCAGGAGGAACGCCACACAUCAACCUGAAUGACUUCGAGCCCUUUCACGCCACCAUCCCGGUGGUGCUGCAGGGGCUGGUCGCUCCUGUGCUGGAGGGGCUGAUGCGGGUCAACGGGAUCAAGAUGUCGCUCCUCCUCUCCGACGACUCGCGCAUCCUCCACUGCACCGCUGAUGGCGUUGAUGGGCUGGGGCUGGGUGCGAACCUGGAGGCGCUCUCCAACCUCUCAGAGGUCCACACAAUCCCCUCCUCCUCCUCCUCCUCCUCCUCCUCCUCCUCCUCCUCCUCCUCCUCCUCCUCCUCCUAUAUUUGA
Molecule: messenger RNA, 795 nt
Organism: Guillardia theta CCMP2712
Lineage: Eukaryota; Cryptophyceae; Pyrenomonadales; Geminigeraceae
Exons: 2
Coding region: 1-795 (264 amino acids)
Source: RefSeq, a predicted model, not a curated record